Osmerus eperlanus (European smelt) is the source of this 2277-nucleotide messenger RNA. It is a transcript of the gene hacl1, whose product is annotated as 2-hydroxyacyl-CoA lyase 1. Gene Ontology annotation, cellular component: peroxisome. Bases 205 to 1911 code for a protein of 568 amino acids. Gene Ontology annotation, biological process: fatty acid alpha-oxidation. Lineage: Eukaryota; Metazoa; Chordata; Actinopteri; Osmeriformes; Osmeridae. The record is from RefSeq and is a predicted model, not a curated record. The transcript has 17 exons. Gene Ontology annotation, molecular function: catalytic activity; thiamine pyrophosphate binding; magnesium ion binding.
GUGAUCUGCUGCGGGUCGUCAAUGUUUAUUAGUUUUGUAAAGUAACUGGAGAUAUAAGUUAUUGGUCACAACCAUAGUUUUACAGAAUAACGGUACAUAAUACAAAACGGACGGAUUACAUUUGCUAAACGUGGACAUAACAUUUGAAAGGCUAGACAGAUAGACGUAAUAGUGGAAGCGUAAAAUCAAGGUUCGGGCACAUCCAUGGAAGAGGUUACUGGGGCUCAGCUUAUUGCUGAAGCAUUAAAAGCUCAGAAUGUAGACUAUAUGUUUGGAAUCGUUGGUGUUCCAAUCAUAGAAGUAGCAAUGGCUGCACAGGCUUCAGGAAUCAAGUAUAUAGGGAUGCGCAAUGAACAGGCGGCUUGUUAUGCUGCAUCUGCAGUUGGAUAUCUUACUGGACGUCCAGGGGCCUGUUUGGUUGUGUCUGGGCCUGGCCUCAUUCAUGCACUUGGUGGGAUGGCUAAUGCCAAUGUGAACUGCUGGCCUGUGGUUGUCAUUGGAGGCUCCUCAGACUCUAACCAGGAAACAACAGGGGCAUUUCAAGAGUUUCCUCAGGUUGAAGCAUGCCGACUGUACAGCAAGUUCUCUGCCCGGCCAAGUAGUCUGGAGGCCAUCCCCUCUGUUGUCGAAAAGGCGGUACGCACAAGCAUGUAUGGACGCCCAGGUGCCUGCUAUGUGGACAUAUCUGGAGACAUGGUCAAUGCUAUGGUGGACAGGGCCAAAGUCAGAGUGGUAUCCUGUUGUCCACCUCCGCCAGUGAGUUUGGCUGACCCUGUUGCAAUCACCGAAGCACUCACUGUCUUGAAAGGAGCCAAAAGGCCUUUACUAAUCAUUGGCAAAGGUGCAGGCCAUGGGAGAGCAGAGGUUUCUCUCAGGGAGCUGGUAGAAAGCUGUGGUCUUCCCUUCCUGCCCACUCCCAUGGGGAAAGGAGUGCUGCCUGACGACCAUCCCAACUGUGUGUCUGCUGCUCGAUCCAGAGCUCUUCUCCAGGCAGAUGUUGUGGUGCUGUUCGGUGCCAGGUUGAACUGGAUCUUACACUUUGGCCUCCCUCCAAGAUUUGACCCUAACGUAAAAGUCAUCCAGGUUGACCUUUGUGCAGAGGAGAUGGGGAACAAUGUGAGGCCUGCUGCUGCUCUCCUCGGGGACAUCAACUCUGUUGUUACUCAGCUCCUUGAGCACAUUCGCAAAGAUGGCUGGAUAUAUCCACCGGACACCGAGUGGUGGACAAUCCUGAAAGACAAGAUGGCCGCCAAUGCAAAAACAUCCAAGGCUCUGGCUCUCCACUCAGUCAUGCCUAUGAACUACUACAACGUGUUCCACCACAUCGCCCAGCUGCUGCCUCGCGACUGCAUCAUCGUCAGUGAGGGUGCCAAUACCAUGGACAUCGGACGCACCAUGCUACACAACUACCUUCCCAGACACAGGUUGGACGCCGGCACGUUUGGCACCAUGGGGGUCGGCCUGGGCUUUGCCGUCGCGGCUGCAGCCGUGGAGAGGGGGCAGGGCACGGGGCAGAGGGUGGUGUGCGUGGAGGGGGACAGUGCCUUUGGCUUCUCCGGUAUGGAGGUAGAGACCAUGUGCAGGUACAAGCUUCCUGUGGUCAUCAUUGUGGUCAACAACAAUGGCAUCUACAGUGGAAUGGACUCUGAGACGUGGGAAGUGAUGGGGAAGAUGGGAGAUCUGACCACAGUUGCCCCGCCAGUGACCCUGCUGCCAGACGCCCGCUACGAUGAGGUCAUGAGUGCAUUCGGGGGCCAGGGCUUCCUGGUGAGGACGGAGGAGGAGCUGCGGAGGGCCCUGCAGCUCAGUCUGAGUGAGUGGGAGCGGCCCAGUCUCAUCAACGUCCUCAUCGACCCUGCCUCGGACAGGAAGCAACAGGAGUUUCCUUGGCUCACUCGUUCUAACCUGUAGACUGAAGAGGCCUCUGCAGCAGAUUUCCUGAGACACACCAGCUUCUUCCUCCAGGAUCACAGCUCAAAUAUCAAGUGUCUCUAAACGUUUAUGUAUGGAGAGAUCUAUGAGGCUAUGUUUGUAAUUUUUUAUAUGCAAUUAACUGUUUCUAUGAAAUGUUGACAAUAAUCCAUGUUUACUACACAGUAGUAUUAAAUCAAAUUCUGUAUAUGAUUGAUGUCUGAACUAUUUUCGUAUAAAUCUUAGCAUUUCAAAAUGUAAAAUUCUUAAAAUAUAUUGUAGCAUUUUACGUACUUAAAAAAUUUGAAUUUGAAUAAGCUUUGAAAUAAACUUGUUGCACCCCUGACCGAUAUCCACAUGAUUAAA